Molecule: messenger RNA, 907 nt
Organism: Notothenia coriiceps (black rockcod)
Lineage: Eukaryota; Metazoa; Chordata; Actinopteri; Perciformes; Nototheniidae
Product: transcription factor HIVEP2-like
Exons: 2
Coding region: 29-907 (292 amino acids)
Biological process (GO): regulation of transcription by RNA polymerase II
Cellular component (GO): nucleus
Molecular function (GO): DNA-binding transcription factor activity, RNA polymerase II-specific; RNA polymerase II cis-regulatory region sequence-specific DNA binding
Source: RefSeq, a predicted model, not a curated record
UGACGAAGCCAUGAAAGUCUAAGGUCAUAUGAAAAAAGUGUCUGGGUUGGGAGUCUCCAUGUCUUCUGUGGGAGGAACAACGAGGCGCGAAGGAGAAGUCGGGGAGGAAGGCCAGCGGUGUGAGAAGACGUCUCGAGUCUCGCUGGAUCACCAGUUCUCCGACGCCGACGACUCGGAUGACGACGGCGAGGACGUGGACGAUGACGACGAAGACGAGGACGACUACGAUGGAGACUUUACGCCAAAAACCCGCUCUCGCUCCACCAGCCCUCAGCCGUUCAGCCUGCCCUCCAUGUCCAUCACCGCCAUGGCCUCCUCCCACCCUCACCUCUCUCCCCUCUCUCACCUCGCUCACCCCUCGGACCUCAUGGGGAGCGCCAACAAACCGCCGCUUUUCGGGUAUUUCACCACCGUGCCGAGCAUCCAGAUCACUCCUCAGGCUCCACCGAUCAUCCACAGCCAGGCGGAGUUUCAGAGGAAUCAACUCCUUUCUCCCCCCUCCAUGGAUGAAGACCUCCCCUCUCCAGACCCUUCCUCUCGCCUGUCCUCCCCCGGGUUAGAAAUCUCCGGAUGUCCAUCCCCGAUCUCGCCUUCUUCGUCCCCAUCGUCCCGUCGAUAUCUCUCCCCACGCCGCGAUCUUUCACCUUGUGCCGGACAUCUUUCACCCCGUCGAGACCUCUCCCCAAUGCGUCAUAUCUCCCCAAAGAGAGACCUUGCAGGGGGUUACAGACGAGACCUCUCCCCCAGGAGGGGUCACCUCUCGCUGCUCUCCCCUCUCUCACGGCCUACGUCUCCAGCAGGAAGAGACUACAAGCGAGACCUUUCACCCCGAGGACGUCACAGAGCGAUGAUCCGGGCGGCGUCCCCCCGUCGAGGGCUGCACCAACACCUCCACCACCCGAGGUAA